Sinocyclocheilus grahami is the source of this 1081-nucleotide messenger RNA. RefSeq names its product probable G-protein coupled receptor. Bases 1 to 741 code for a protein of 246 amino acids. The transcript has a single exon. Gene Ontology annotation, molecular function: G protein-coupled receptor activity. Lineage: Eukaryota; Metazoa; Chordata; Actinopteri; Cypriniformes; Cyprinidae. The record is from RefSeq and is a predicted model, not a curated record. Gene Ontology annotation, cellular component: endosome; plasma membrane; signaling receptor complex. Gene Ontology annotation, biological process: G protein-coupled receptor signaling pathway.
AUGGCUCACUUUGUAGGAAGUUUCUCGCUCCACAAGUUACAUUACGCAGCCCACUGCUCUUUACACUGGAGCCACAGCCGUCUUAGGAAGGUUUUUGCUAUUCUGUUCAGCGUGCUUUGCUUCUUGGUUCCCUCUGUUGUGAUUUUUGCCGUAUAUUGCAAUGUAUACAAGGUCGCACGAACGGCAGCCCGUCAGCAUGCACCGAUGCCCACCUGGACAGCCAACCAGGCUAAGCGUCGCUCGGAUUCCAUUAACAGUCAGACCACUAUCAUCACCACCACUCGCAGCCUCCCCCAGAGAUUGUCUCCUGAGAGAGUUUUUGGGGGAGGAAAGGCUGCUAUCACCCUGGUUGUCAUUGUAGGCCAGUUUCUUAUCUGCUGGCUCCCGUACUUCAGUUUCCACCUUCACAUGUCCAUCACCACUCCACUUCAAAGCCCAGGGGACAUCGAAGAAGCCGUCACAUGGCUAGCGUACUCCUCGUUUGCUGUGAAUCCAUUCUUCUAUGGUCUUCUAAACCGACAGAUCCGCGAGGAACUGAUAAAACUGAGAAAAUGUUGUGCCCGUAGACCCGUUGAACUUCGAGCCUCCAGUCACGAAGGAUCCAUCCAGGAAAACUUUCUUCAGUUUCUGCAGAGAACCAGCAGCACAGCUGAGACCACCAGGCCCAAUUGUGGCAAUUCCAGUCCGAGGAUUACUGUGAACCAGGGUGCCAGGUUACCUGGCCAGAUUCUUGAGGAAUGACUAGGAAAACAUGUCAGUAACUGCUCAGAUGCCACUAGCCAAAUCAAGCCUUAUGAAGUUUUGUUUUUAAUAAGAAGGGCAUUCAUUCAAUGCAAAAUCAUACCUAAAUGCUCUUUGGACCAGUGUAAUCUAUGUAUCCAUAAUUUGUUGUUAUGGUUCCCAUAGAUCAGUGGCAACAAUAAGUAUUUAUGAUAAGGUUAAAUAUCAAAUUUCACAACUUUUGUUGCAUAUUCAUUUAUUUCUGAUAAAUUGUUUAGUUAACUGAGAAUUACUCUCAGUCAUUAUUCAUUCGUUUCAUAAUAUCAACACUCAUACUCAAUAAUUACUAUUAAGUCUUGAC